AUGGAGAAAAAGAUAAAUAGUACACACAUAAUGAAAUGUGCUGGAAUCAAAGAUUUUUCAGAAGAUUCAAUAGUUGAUGAAGACAAGUUGGCGAAAUGUAGAGAAGAAUCAAUGAAAGAUUAUUAUAAUAACAAAAUUACAAGCAGAGGAGAGCUUAAUUAUAGCAAGAAUAACUUAUUCUAUCUUCCCAGAGCUAUCAUGAUGUCUGUAUUUGAUCAGGUAGUGACCCUUAACAUCAGUAAAAACUCAUUUACGGAGAUAAAUGAUAAUAUGGUUAAAUCUCUUCCUAACUUGAAAGAAUUAAUUGCUGAUUCUAAUAAGAUAACUUUCAUAACGUCAGAGAUUUACUUGUUAAAAGAUACUCUGAAAUAAGCUGAUACUGGGGAACAAUAACCUAAAAGAGGUUACGCCUGAAAUUUCUCAGCUGGAAAAUCUCCAGUUUUUGCUGCUUAAUGAUAAUAAAAUUGAAUAUCUUCCUCCAGAAAUCUGUGAGUUACAGAACUUGAAGAUGCUAGAUGUUACCAAUAACCUUCUUAGCUCUCUACCUUAUGAAUUAGGUAAUCUAAAAAAUCUGAGACGACUAAACAUGGCAAAUAAUUCAUCUCUACAAUGGAUCCCAACUAGUCUGUGACAUCUUGAUAAGUUAGAAAGAAUUCAUCUUGAAUGGUUAGUUUAUGCUCCCAAAGUAGUUGAUUUAAGUAUCAACGAGCAUGGUCAGAGUGAAAACACAAGAUCAACUUACUCAAUGCGUUCAGAAACUGAAUUUAAGAGAGAAAAGGCAUUCCAAUUCAAGCAUAUUCUGAAAGAAUUCGACACACAAGGAAAAGAAACAGUGAGCUUUAUUGAAUUCAUCAAGUGAGAUAAAGAUAAUAUUGAUUACAAGGAUAGUAGAAAGAGGACCAAGAUAAAUAUUGCUGCCAAAGAAGGUCAUUACCUCGUAGUCCAAGAACUACUCAAGCAUGGAGCAGAUCCUAACCUGUAUGAUAAGGAUAAAUUUGCUGCCCUUGGUCUUGCCAUCCGAGAAGAAAAUGAUAGAAUUUCAGAUUUAUUACUUGAUUCAUCAUGUGCCUCAGGAGAUGGUGAUAAGCCAAGAAUCGAACUUGACCAAGGGGCUGGAAAUUUGGGAAGCCCAUUACAUAUAUCUAUAGUAAAGCAUAAGGCUGAUAUCGUGAUUAAAAUGAUCAAAAUGGGUGCAAAUAUUAAUAUGAAAGAUAAUGAAGGAAAUACACCUCUUCAUCAACUUAUCAGUAUCUAUUCCAAGAACGAAUUACAAAGUUUGAAUCUGUUAAAGAUUCUUGUAAAGAAUAAAGCUGACUGAGCAAGUCGAAAUAAUUUAGGACUGACUCCUCUAAUGCUGGCGAUUAAAAGAAAGCAGAAGGGUGCUAUCAUAGAUAUUCUAAAGCAGCCAAAGCGUAGCUUAGGUAGCUUCAAACUAAAUGCUAUUGAGAAAAGUUCAGGAUAUAACUCGCUAUAUUUAUUACUAAAGCAUAAAUUUACUGAACUUGCUGAAAAUACCUUCCUAAAAGGAGGGAAUUCAUUGAUAUACCUUCCAGGAGGAUGGAAAUAGAUGUUGACUUGACGCAGAUAGUUACAAAACAAAGUACAUCAUCAGAAAAAUGAGAAAGUUCCAACUAAGGAAAAAGUUUAAUGUGUCUAAAGUAACCACCCUGACAGCAGGGUAUAAAGAUCUUGUAAGAAACAGAAUCGUGUUCUAUGAAGACCCUGAUCCUCUUUCAUCAUUCAAAACUCCUCUAAAUGAAUACCAUUCUGUUGGACAGCUGAUUAAGAAGAAGAAGGUUCAGAAGAUGGGAUUCCUUAAGAAAAUGUGUAACGACAGUAGAAGAAGUACAAGGAUAAAAUUUGUUAAGCAUCAGUUAAUCGGCUCUCCAGAGUAAUUCAUAGGAAUAAAUUCAAUUUA
This is a messenger RNA of Moneuplotes crassus, 1918 nucleotides long. The record is from the annotation of a GenBank genome assembly. Lineage: Eukaryota; Ciliophora; Spirotrichea; Euplotida; Euplotidae.